Racocetra fulgida is the source of this 445-nucleotide messenger RNA. Lineage: Eukaryota; Fungi; Glomeromycota; Glomeromycetes; Diversisporales; Gigasporaceae. The record is from the annotation of a GenBank genome assembly.
AUGUCAUCACCUGCGAAUAAGCAACCUGAAGCACCUACCUCCGGCAGCCAGUCUUCAAACAAUUCACAAGGGCAGAACGAUGGUCAAGGGAAUGUUCCACCACAGCAACCACAGCGGCCGUCUGCAUUUCAAGAUUUACGUGUAUACAUUUCUGAAGACGAAACCUUUACAAAGUUUAAUGAUCCUUCUGUUCCUAAAUGGCACACUUCGAAUAUCCUUUUUGGUGAUUGGGAAGACGAAAGAGAAGUGUCACUUGACAUUCCAACAUCAGAGACAAAAAAUCUUAUUCGUGGUUCUAAUGACGAUGAAAACGAAACUGAUGAAGUAAUAGACGAUGUAGUAUUCUUUGUCUAUCUUUACCAAAGAUGGGCCUACCCUACAGACAAUAAAAGAGCAAAUGAAUAUGGACAGGUUGCCGAAUCAAAUGAAGAUGAGAAAACAGAGA